Messenger RNA from Rhodofomes roseus, 1116 nucleotides. RefSeq lists its product as uncharacterized. The transcript has 3 exons. Bases 200 to 985 code for a protein of 261 amino acids. NCBI's taxonomy places the organism in Eukaryota, Fungi, Basidiomycota, Agaricomycetes, Polyporales, Fomitopsidaceae. The record is from RefSeq and is a predicted model, not a curated record.
CAUGAGAGAGCGAAGACGGCGACGGUGGCAGAAGUGUCUGGGAUGUCUUGGCAGAGCUAUAAUUAUGUGUCGCGAGUGCUCAGCCGCAGAACGUCAAAGAUAGCCAAAUGUCCUUGGCCUCUUCCUCCUCGCUAUAAGUACGUCCGGCCUCCGCAAUGCGCCACGAACGCCCACCGCAUCGUCCCCAGCCCCGCCCGCCAUGAACGCCCUCCCGUCCCCGUCGUCCGCGCACCGUCCGCACUGCCCCGAUCCCGCCAUGGACACCCUCCUCGGCGCCGUAUGGCAGUCUUUACAACAAUCUCCGCCACCCAAUCUGCGCGAAAUACUCGACGCCUACCGCGCAAAAGGCGAUGGCGACAGAGAUAUGCUCAUCGCUAUGCUCAACGCCAAGAGUGCCGAGGACCAGCGAAUAGCUUCUCUGGCUUCUUUGCAAAAGUCCAUGCUGGACUUGUAUCAACCAUCUCUACGACAGCCUCAGGUUCAGGCUAUCUCGCCACUGCACAUUGCCGAGCCAUCGCACGCUCAUGUGCACUCGCAACCUCACUCCCACUACGCGCAUUCGCACCAUCCGCGUUCUCCCUAUCCCCCCACCCACCAGUACCAUGCCUCCGCGCCGCACAUGCCAUCACCGCCUCCCUCAUACCACCACCACCCGAGCCGGUCACCGCCUCCGCACGCGCUCGAUGACCGCGGCCGACCUAUCAUUGUGUCUGAUCCGCAUGAAACCCUGGAUGUCUCGCAGAAUUCGCGCAAGCGGCGACGGUCGCGCUCUCCUGCCUCCACACGCGAGCAUCCACACUAUCGUUCGCAGGAUCGCGACCGUGACUUGCCUCUCCCCCCGUCGCCGUACAGCUCGUCUUCGCAAAGCAGCGGUGGCUCGCCACGCUCACGAGAUAGCAUGGCGAUUGGCGCGUUGCUCUCUGCGCGGGGCGAAGACAGUUCACGGAGGUUGGGCUCAGGUUCAGCAGCAAGGGAACAUGCAUGAUUUGUCACUGGUUACCUGCGUUCAAGUUCAGUUUUCGUGGUGUAAUUGUUGUUGCUAUUACUGCUAUCUUAUCAGAUGAGACCAGCGCCCUCCAAGCCCGCGUCCUCGUCCGUUUGUUGUCUCCGUGUUGC